CCCACCGCCCACAACUAUCCGAUUACACAAAACAUGUGUCUUCUACCACUCAGGAUCUUUAUACUUGAUACAACCUACAAGUGGAGGUCUCUCCUUCUCCCUCCCUAACCAUUUGGAUUUUUCAGCACAAAGAACCAGACACUCACGCACGCUCUUAUUUAUCUUUCAUUCUUUCACCAACACCUAAUUCUCACCACCCACAACUCCUUCACAACCACUUCUCAUUUUCCUUACUUUUUCUCUUUAGCGUUUCAAUUAUUGAACUCGGUAUUCUGUUUCCUCAUCUCCAUCGUUGUUAAUCCUGUAAAAAAUGGGUCUUUUUUUGUUCUAAGAGAUGGAUAUUGAGGCCAAACCCCGAAAUUCUGAUCCAAUUAAGAAAGAAUCAUGGAGAACUGUGAUGACUUUAGCUUAUCAAAGUUUAGGGGUUGUUUAUGGCGAUUUAAGCACCUCUCCUUUGUACGUUUACAAAAGUGCGUUUGCAGAAGACAUUCAACAUUCAGAAUCAAAUGAAGAAAUAUUUGGGGUUUUAUCUUUCGUGUUCUGGACAUUAACUCUAAUCCCACUUAUGAAAUACGUUUUCAUAGUUCUUCGAGCUGACGAUAAUGGCGAAGGAGGGACUUUUGCUCUGUACACAUUGUUAUGUCGCCAUGCUCGUGUAAGCACUUUGCCCAAUGGUCAGCUUGCAGAUGAAGAGCUUUACGAGUAUAAAAAAGACGAAAUUACUUCUGGUUCGAGGGAUAUUGGUUUGAGUUUGAAAUCGACGCUCGAAAAACACAAAAUUUUGCAGAAAGCUUUGCUUGUUUUGGCUUUGCUUGGUACUUGUAUGGUCAUCGGCGACGGCGUUCUCACGCCGGCGAUCUCCGUUUUCUCUGCUGUUUCUGGGCUUGAGCUUUCUAUGUCGAAAGAACAUCAUCAAUAUGUAGAAGUCCCCAUUACUUGCAUCAUACUCGUACUCUUAUUUUGUCUCCAACAUUACGGGACCCACCGUGUAGGGUUCUUGUUUGCACCAAUUGUGGUAACAUGGCUCUUGUGCAUUAGCACAAUUGGAGUUUACAACAUUUUUCAUUGGAAUCCACAAGUUUUCCAAGCACUUUCGCCUUAUUACAUGUACAAGUUUCUCAAGAAAACAAAAAAAGGCGGAUGGAUGUCAUUGGGCGGGAUUUUGUUGUGUAUAACAGGCUCGGAGGCUAUGUAUGCUGAUCUCGGUCAUUUUUCACAGUUAUCAAUCAAGAUGGCUUUCACCUUCGUGGUUUAUCCUUCCUUGAUUCUCGCAUAUAUGGGACAAGCUGCGUAUCUCUCCAAACAUCACAUCCUCGAAACCGAUUAUCGAAUCGGAUUCUACGUAUCUGUUCCCGAGAAAAUAAGAUGGCCAGUUCUUGGAAUCGCGAUACUUGCUGCAGUAGUCGGAAGCCAAGCCAUAAUCACCGGGACGUUUUCGAUCAUCAAACAGUGUUCGGCAUUGGGUUGCUUUCCGAGAGUAAAGAUUAUCCACACGUCGCCUACUAAUAAACAUGGUCAAAUCUACAUCCCUGAGAUCAAUUGGACGUUGAUGCUGCUAUGUUUAGCAGUCACAAUUGGUUUUCGCGACACAAAACAUAUAAGCAAUGCAGCAGGGUUGGCGGUUAUUACGGUUAUGUUGGUAACCACGUGCCUAAUGUCACUCGUAAUGGUUCUUUGUUGGAGAAAAAGCAUCUUCUUAGCACUCGCGUUUAUGUUUUUCUUCGGUUCGAUAGAAAUCCUCUACUUCUCGGCAUCCCUAAUAAAAUUCCGCGAAGGUGCGUGGGUCCCGGUGGCCCUCUCGAUCAUCUUUCUAGUUAUUAUGUUUGUAUGGCACUACGGGACGAUAAAAAAAUACGAAUUCGACGUACAAAAUAAAGUCUCAAUCAAUUGGCUUUUAAGCCUCGGGCCCACUCUCGGUAUCAUGCGGGUCCGCGGAAUCGGGCUCAUUCACACUGAGCUCGUUUCUGGGAUCCCUGCGAUUUUCUCACAUUUUGUAACAAACCUCCCGGCUUUUCACCAAGUUGUGGUGUUCCUAUGUGUGAAAUCGGUCCCCGUGCCUCACGUAAGGCCUGAGGAGCGGUUUCUAGUUGGGAGAAUCGGGCCGAAAGAGUAUCGACUGUAUCGGUGUAUAGCGAGAUACGGGUACCGUGAUGUUGACAUGGACGAUGUGGGAUUUGAAAACGAUCUCAUUUGCUGUAUAGCAGAGUUUGUCCGGACCGAACGGUCUGGACAAACCAGUGCCGGUAACAACUCAGUUACCGGCACUAGCGAUAAUUUGUUAUCAGAAGAUUCUGAUAACGAUAGAAAGAUGGCAGUUGUUGGAGUGGCUUCAGCGAACUCUGAAGGGAGUAUUAGAAUGUGCGAGGAGGAAACAGGGUUUUCGCCGGAGAUAGCGGUGGUUGUGGCGGCACCACCGCCGGUUCCAAGGAAGAGGGUGCGGUUUGUUUUACCGGCGAGUCCCCAAAUGGAUACGGGAGUGAGAGAAGAGUUGCGGGAACUUAUGGAGGCACGUGAAGCGGGUUUAGCUUUUAUCCGAGGACAUUGUUAUGUGAAAGCUAAAAGGGGUUCGAGUUUGAUGAAGAGAUUUGUGAUCAAUUUUGGGUAUGAUUUUUUAAGAAGAAAUUCUCGAGGUCCGGGUAAUGCUUUGAGUUUCCCUCAAGCGUCUACGUUAGAGGUUGGAAUGGUGUAUCAAGUUUGAUUCUGAGGGUAUUAUGGUAAAUUUGGUUUUGAGAUAUACAUUUGACGAUGAAGGCCGUUCAUUGUUCUGUCUAACACUUGGGCUUAUUUGGUAAGCCCAUGGGCUAUAAGCAUUAAACAUUAUUCAUCGUGAAAGAUACGAGAAAACACGUGAUACAUAAGUGCAUGUAAUGAAGUGUGAUUUUUGUUGUAUAUAUCAUAAGGUAAAAGAUGGGGUGGAUCAAA
Lactuca sativa (garden lettuce) is the source of this 2922-nucleotide messenger RNA. RefSeq names its product potassium transporter 8. Gene Ontology annotation, cellular component: membrane. The record is from RefSeq and is a predicted model, not a curated record. Gene Ontology annotation, molecular function: potassium ion transmembrane transporter activity. NCBI's taxonomy places the organism in Eukaryota, Viridiplantae, Streptophyta, Magnoliopsida, Asterales, Asteraceae. Gene Ontology annotation, biological process: potassium ion transmembrane transport.